Molecule: messenger RNA, 2136 nt
Organism: Penicillium canariense
Lineage: Eukaryota; Fungi; Ascomycota; Eurotiomycetes; Eurotiales; Aspergillaceae
Product: CeGAL family transcription factor
Exons: 1
Coding region: 1-2136 (711 amino acids)
Biological process (GO): DNA-templated transcription
Molecular function (GO): zinc ion binding; DNA binding
Source: RefSeq, a predicted model, not a curated record
AUGGCAUCUCCUUCCUCAGUCGGUACCCACUUCGAAGAGUCGGACUGGCAAUAUGGACCUCACGCCACCAAAAGACAUAGGCGAGGAUCGACCGCGGGCGCUUCAAGGCCCUCCCCUCGUGAAAUUGGAUUUAUGAGGGAGUCCCAGAAUGACGGCUCUGCUAGCUUUCUUGGAAGCUCGAGUGGUAUCCAUUUCAUUCGACAUGUAUACAAUGCUUUUGCUCGCCGGUCGGCGGACUUGCAACAGAAUCGAGCGCGCGACAGAAGCUCGGUCCCUGGCGAAGAUGACCGAUUGCAACGAGGGGCUGAAAAUGCACAUGGCAUUGAUGAAUUCUGGCUGCCAGACGAGAUCGAUUUUGUACCAGCUGCUGCAUUCACCUUUGAGGACCUUGUCAACUGGACGCGUCGUUAUUUCGAAAAUUGGCAUCCAAUCUUUCCGUGCCUUCAUGCGCCGACUGUAUUGAAGGCCAUGGAAACACUAGGGAAUCAAGGGCUGGAGGCAGUCAAUCGCUUGGACAUGAUAGUAAUCCGAUCUCUCAUCUCAAUAUCUCUUGGGGAUGGUCGCCAAGCAACAGCCCCCAAAUCGAAAAUGAGGCCAAUUCCUGCAACCCUGGUAUUUCAGACCGUGCAACAGGUCAUGCAAGAUAUCCAAAGCCUCCUUGCCGAGCCAACGACGCUUAUGCUGCUCCAAGCGGCUUUUACCGCCCAGCUAGCGCUCACUUCACUUCUGCGUCUCAAUGCAGCCUCUCGCAUAGGGGGCGUUAUCACCCGCACCGCGUUUCAUCUGGGCUUGCAUCGCUGUCCUACGCGUUUUCAAUGUUUCAACAGUGAGGAUGUCGACAUUCGAAGGCGCCUGUUCUGGUCCAUCUAUUCACUGGAACGGUACCUGUCUCAGGCCCUUGGAAUUCCCCUCAGCUUACGAGACGACGACAUUGAUGUAUGCUACCCAGGCGCCGAAAGACAUGCCAUCCCCAAACCUACGAUAUCUGAUGACCAACGCCUGCGGCUGCUCCGCAAUCUCGCUAAAUUUGCCAGGAUACGAGGUUUGAUAUUGGAGCUUCGCAACAAGUCCGUUCUUCACAGCCAUGCCGGUGCGUUGGAGGCCUCCCAUGUUAACGGCGAACUCUCCCAGUGGUGGAACGAAGUCUAUGAUGAUGUCAAUCCCGUCGAUGAUUAUGCAGACGCCGAAUCAGGAGCACGCCCCGUGCUCACUCCCUAUCACCGGUUAUUGCUGAAGAUUCUUAGGCAUGAAGCAAUUAUCUCGAUGAAUCGGCCACUUCUUGCCACAGACAAACCUACUCCAGAUUAUAAACAUGCUCUGCAAACAUGCAUUGCUUCGUCUCGAUCUUUGUUGGCUGCAUUGAAGGAAUACAUGUCUUCUGGGUCUAAUGCACCACUCUCGUGGCCGUCCUUUACCUGGAUAACAUGGAUGGCCUGUCUCAUUUUGAUGUACGCAUCAUGGGAGGGCCAUUUCCCGGUGCCCACAGCAUUAAAAUACGCAAAAAUGGGGGUCCAAGUUUUGGAAAAUAUUGCCUUGCGUGGUAGUACCUGGCCGGAAACAUGUAUCGAGGCAAUCAAGAGCAUGGAGACGGCUUUAUCGGCAAACAUCUCUGGCAGACAAGCAAGUGGAACUGUAGCCAAGUCAGCAGGUUCAGACAGUGCUGCGAAUCUGAAUCAGGCUCCUGUGGAUCAGAAUGCUUCAAAUGGGAACAAUGGCUUGUUUCAUCGAAAUGAAAGAGGUCUCUCAAGUCGCAUAAACCGAGCCCCUGUCCAGUAUGGCCAUCCAGAAAUCAGCGGAUACCAAGGCAGCAUAUUCCCGCCGGUCGCACAGCAGUCUGAAAUUCGCAUGUCUACUGUCCAAGGAGUCGAUCGAGCAGAACAUUAUGAUUCUGCAAUAUUUUCGACGCCCAAAACUCCCGGGAAUGAGAUCAACGACCCUUCAAAUAAUGACUUUAAUCUGGAUGGUCUAAGCUCGGCUGGCCUCAUAUUUGGCAAUAUGGUCAACAACAAUACAGCCUUCUGCCCAGGAAUUGGAAGUCAGGAUUCAUUACCCUUUUCGGACCCGUCGUCUCUUUUUAUUAACGACCUAUGGAGCGUCGCUGAUGGCCCAUGGAUGAUUCAUGGGAAUUUUCUGUGA